This is a messenger RNA of Biomphalaria glabrata, 783 nucleotides long. RefSeq names its product 39S ribosomal protein L40, mitochondrial-like. Bases 162 to 758 code for a protein of 198 amino acids. The transcript has 5 exons. The record is from RefSeq and is a predicted model, not a curated record. Lineage: Eukaryota; Metazoa; Mollusca; Gastropoda; Planorbidae. Gene Ontology annotation, cellular component: mitochondrial large ribosomal subunit; mitochondrial ribosome.
CUUUUAAAGAUAAAAAUAGUAACUGUAAUGUCAGCCACCAUGUAAACAGUGGCUUUAUUCAAUUUCAAGGACGGUAGCAAGAUAUACCAAAUUUUGCAUUGUGUUGAAUCUAGACUAGAUCUAGAGUUUUUAAAGCUAUUCAAGGCUAUUGCAUUUACAAAAUGGCUUUAAAUAUGGUUUUAUCGGCUCUAAAGCAGACAGCCAAGCUCAACAUUAUAGCCUGUAAAUUCCACACUCAAGUCACACCAUUAUUAUUUCAAACAUCACAGUUGCUAUGGGCAGAGCCAAUGAAAAAGAAAAAGAGGAUAGACCCCAGUGUCAUUGCUGCACGUGAGGCUAAAAAAAUUAGAAGAAUAGAAAAAGAAAUCAAAAGGCUCACAAAAUUUGGCAGGAUAUUAAAACCCAUCGAAGAAGUAGAAAUAGACAAUCGAAAAUACAGGCUUGCAUUAGAAAGAAAAAGACCUUUACCAAAAUUAACAGCGGAAGAGAAAGAUUAUCGAGAUCUUUUAAUAAAGGAAUGGGGAGCGUACAAAAGUUAUCAGUGGCACUGGGAAGCCAAAAUUAUGGAUCAGCUGACAGAAGCUCAGCAGGAAGCCUUAGAUGAGCUGAAACAAGAAUCAUUAGAGUUAUACCAAGCAGCGUUGCAGAUCGACUACUCUUGUGUGCCAAUUGAAUUUCAAGGACCUAAAGAAACUCCACCCAAAAAAGAUUACCCAGCUCCUGAUGGAGAAUAUGUUGAUACAACAAGAAAAUAUUAAAAACGUGUUUUUAAAAACAUCUGAA